Messenger RNA from Monascus purpureus, 1329 nucleotides. NCBI's taxonomy places the organism in Eukaryota, Fungi, Ascomycota, Eurotiomycetes, Eurotiales, Aspergillaceae. The record is from the annotation of a GenBank genome assembly.
AUGCCCUCCACCGCGCUGGCUCUGACGCCAAACCUCGCCUCGUUUCUCAAGUCGCUCAAGACUAAUCCCAUCGACACCUCCAUCGACAAUCUGAUAUCACUCCUCAAACGAAGACAGAUUCGGAACUCCCGAUCAUGCGCGACUGCAACCGCCUAUCUUCUACUCCGUGUUGUCUCUGCCUGCAGGACGACUGAUGCGGCCAAGUUGAUUGAACGGGUCCAGAAUGUGGGGAGGCGUCUGGUGGCUGCUCAACCCAGGGAGAUGGUCGUGGGCAAUAUCGUCAGACGCAUCCUGGGUCUUAUUCGUGAUGAGGCAGAAGGAGACAGAGAGGCUGAAUUUACUCUGAGUGAUGUAGGCUCGGAGAGUCAGCCUCACACUCCUCGUGCACACGAUGAUCCAUCAGUUCCCCAUGAUAUCCGUCAUGAGAGCUCAGAGUUUUCAUCCUCUCGACUACCGUUGACCUCCUCCUUGGCCCCCACUUCAGCUCCCAUUUCCAUGUUCAGUCUUCUCUCCCAUCCAGAGACCGACACCUCUCUUCCAGGUUCCCCCGCACAUGGGUCACCGUCGGGUAGGCCGCUGGAUCACCCCCCAAGUAAGGAUAUCCGUGCCGAAGUCAUAGAGGGUAUUGGCGAGAUCAUCGAUGAAUUGGGUCAGGUAGACGACCAGAUUGCUGCUUACGCCCUCGAUCACAUCCACUCUAACGAAAUCAUCCUCACGCACACCUCUUCCACCACUGUACAGAAAUUCUUGCUCAAAGCGGCUGCGAAACGGAAAUUCACCGUGAUCCACGCCGAAUCGUACCCGAAUGACCAUGAAGACGUUCAUAGGACCGUCAGUGGGAAUAACCACGGUGAUGAAGAAAGCCUGAGUUUUGAGGCCUUCCAGAAGCCUCUGAUCGAGCUGGGCAUCACCGUCAUUCUCAUCCCGGACUCAGCUGUUUUUGCGCUCAUGUCCCGAGUCAACAAGGUCAUUCUGGGCACUCACUCGGUUCUUGCAAACGGUGGCCUUGUUGCUGCCGCAGGGACAAGGGUGAUUGCCAGAGCGGCCAAGGUACAUCAGACCCCAGUCGUGGUAGUCAGUGGCGUGUACAAACUCAGUCCCGUGUAUCCUUUCGAUUUCGAAUCAUUAAUCGAGUACGGAGAUGCGAGCAAGGUUAUUGGUUUUGAGGACGGCAGCCUGGUGGAUCAGAUCGAUGUCCAAAAUCCAUUAUACGAUUAUGUUCCUGCAGAAUUGGUUGACCUUUAUAUCACUAAUCUGGGUGGCCAUGCUCCGUCGUUUCUCUAUCGUAUCGUUUCAGAUCACUAUCGCAGGGAGGAUAUUAAUUUCUAG